CCGCAGGUCCUCUCUUUUUCGUUAUUCUACUCCUAUAGCUCUAGCUCUCUCAUCUGCAACCCAAACUACUUUGACUCACGCCUACUUUUCUCUGUCGUUUUGGUAUCAAAGUUGACAACUAAAUCAAUUUCAUUUUAAGCACACUUUUUGCCAGAAUUGAAUUUUAUUCAAAACCUCUUCAAAACGCACUACCUGCCCCAUGCGUGCUCGAAGGCCGCGGUUCACUACCCUACUCGCGGCCAUUUCCGCAGCGACGCAGGAACAGGCCCUCGCCCUCCAGGCCACCGUCACGAAAACGCGGGAAAGAAGAAGGACAACUACUGCCUCCCGUAGAACAACUGCUGGCACAGCAUUAUCUUCAUCAAAACCCGCCCUCCUUCACGGCCGAUCCACAGAUACAACAGCACUUUUUUCCGCCUCCUCCGUUCUAGAAACCCAGGACAAGGAGCCGGACCGCUUAGAGAAGACAACCGAUGUGGUCAGCGAGAGCCUUCUUCUUACAAAUCGGAAUGAUACAACAACAACAGACGUUCUUCCAGUGGCGGCAGAGGUGGACGAGACGCAUGAUCAAAAGGCAAAAGCCACGAUGUCGCCGCCAUCUUUACUCCAGCACGACACCAGCGCAAGGUCAUCUUCCCUCCGGCUUUCCAGUAGAGAGUUCCUUCUCACUGAUUUCGACACUUUGUUCGAAAAGCCGUUGAACCCCCGCGCAUUGGAACAGGAACAAAAUCAGGCCCUUGCUGUCGCCGCAUCCGCGAUAACAGUGGCCCUGCCGGUCCUCGGCUUGGAGGACGUACGUGGCAACCAAAAGGUCCAAUACAUCCAGAAGAUGCGAAACAGUGAAAUUGCGGUCGCGGUGAACAACGCCUGGAGCGGGGACUUGGGGAGAAGAAUGUACAGCUGGGAACCACAACCGGAGGUCGACACGCUUUUCCUCUGGGCAAGGGAUUGCACUGAUUUAGGACAAAAAACGGUUGACCAGAAGUCUUUGUCCGGGUUAGAAACGGGUUUUUUCCAAAAUGACGAGGAUUCAGGGGUUUACUUUCGCGUGAACGAGAAACUUUACGAGGCUGCGACGGGGAGGAAUUUCAAUCUUCAUCUUUCUGGAGGAAAAACUAAUGCCUACUGUCUGAAAAUCACCGACGAUCAUGGAGCCGCAGGUAAAAAUGCGAUGUUGGCCGCGUAUCCCUGCGAGAAGGUCGGCAGAAAUCUCGAAAAGUCCCAAGUUUACUUUUCCGAGCAGGAGAAAAGGUUAAUCGACCGGGAAACGGGCUCUUGCAUGAUCCCUACUGUGGACGACAACUCGAUGAACAGUGUACUACUAGUUGACCGGCGGACGGGUUUCGGGUUUACGAGGCAAGAGACGGCGUCGGAAAGUGAUACACCUUGUUCCACUUUCUCCUGGGCGGAUAACGAUCCGGAGACCAACACUGGCCGGUUGAAGCUCGACAACACCGAAAAUCUCUGCCUUUCUGUGCAGCCUUCGCCAGCGUUUUAUCGGAACACUUUGACGUUGCACACGAAAGUCCUACCUGUUCCGGGAGAGAGCGAAGCUUUAGACGAAGUUUUUCGACAAAUCGGCACAGGAGCUUCAGAUGCGGAAGUCGUGAUGGACACAAAAAAGAAUCGACGGGAGGACCAUGCACGGAAUGGCAGGACGGUACGGCAGGCGGUGUUGCUUUUGAAUUCGGAUGAUAAAACGACUUUCGAUGUAAACCUCACACCCUGCAUGCUGGCGGAAAUUUUCCAAACGCCCGUUUUGGAUAUCGACCGGCGAGCCAGACAGGCGGAAGAUUUGCUGCCGCCGGUAGUCUUGACGGAUUCUGGAACUGGUGAACUGGAGUCUUUGCAGCUUGAAGAAUCGACGAGGAAAGCUAUCUCGGAUGAAAUCACCUAUCUCUCUUCCGGCGAGAAAUGUGGCGAUGUGUGCGCCGGGGGAGAGAACAACUUCUCGAGUGGCGUUUGUGCGGCGUGUGAACCAAGGCACUCGUAUUUCAGUGGUGGUGGAACAAGCGGAACAACUUCUACGCCCGAAGUAGUAGAUGACAGCACGAUCCCGAGGGCGUAUUGCUGCAAGGAUAACGAGUGUCCACAUGGGAUGAUCGGAGGGAAAAACGAGUUUCUUUGUAUGGUCCCCUACCCGUCGAACCGCUUACCGUUUGCGGGAAUCGGAAGCGGGAGGAAGGUGUGCGGGAAGGAAAAACGGGAUUUUUUGAGCAACAAGUUCGAAUAUUCAGUCGCAGACGCGUGGAACAAGGGAGAAAUUAUUGCGGAAGAUUUGCCCGCGGAUUUCUCAGUCUCGAUUAAGCCAGCGGACAGCGUUUUCUACCUCGUGCAGCGGCGGUUGCGUGCCGGUUCGGGACACGCCGGUCAGGCGUCUAGUGGUGAGAUCUUUCGCGGUCACGCGAAAAACGGUGUUGCUGGUGAAGGUCCUCGUCCGGGCGCCGUGCCACCCCAAAGUGCUGGUGCGAGUGUGGAUCAAAACGGAAGUGGCGGAAGGCUGCAGCCGUCGCAGUGGUCUGGCGGUAGUGAAGAUGUUGGCACGACUGCGGAGGAGGGCGCGGAGGGCAAGGACCCGGCCUUGAGAACGGUGCCGACGGUCCGAAGCGACCCCGCAGAGUGCUGCUAGGCAGAGGAGCAAAUAGUCCGUGUUGUGAUCUGAUGGUCGCCGCGGGAGGACCCGAAGGUACGCGGUAGCGCGUGGCUCUGGGUGAUCUACUAGGCGCAGAUGCAGUUGAUAGAUUUUUUUGCCGACCACUUUCGUCAGGGUUAUUCUCGAUCGGAAUGUGGCAGAUGUGAGGAAGUUGUUGCCUCAUCUAGGAAAAUCCUUGUACUACUUUGUUUUCUACUCUUAGUAUCCGCUAACCAGAGUCUCAUACAUAAACAUAACACGCGAAGGGAAUUACAUUAUCCUCAUUCCCAAGCAUGAAUCUGUAUCUGAUAUCACGAUGCUAAAUCUUCCUUUGAAGAGGAUGCUAAAUGCUUCCACUGUAUUUUGCGAUGCUAAAUCUUCCUUUGAAGAGGAUGAAAGACAUGACUCCGUGCGUGCGCAGCCACAGUGUUGUGCCAUUUUGUGUUUCGUAAAUCAGCUACCGUGUUUGCACAGACCGUUGGUUCUUGUCGGAUUCGACAUGGUGCCAGAAACUCAUUGUAGUUCAGCGAGUGUUUCUAAACUUGCGCUGUGUUCCGCGGAGGACCUUCCUUGCUUGGGGAAAUGUCAGUGAGAGCGAUUUACAACGGACGUGGGUAGCCUCUGCGCAGUUCUGCCGCCUCGCGCGCUUUCGGGGGGCGCGCUGUUUGGCAGCGGCCCCACCUGCUUUUAACGGUGGCGCCGGCCGGCCCCAGUUUGCCGGCGGCGCCUAGUCCAUGGCGACACGAAGGCCGAUAACGUUGCCGCCUGUCUUAGCCUCGGAGCGCCACGCCGGCAACCAUCUUGGGCCUCGUGCGAGUUUUGGCCGGCCGCGCGUAUUGGGGAAGUUGUUUUGUCGGAGACCGGCGGCAACUUCUUCCCCGAAGCGGGUGGCAAGAAGUGUCGACGCCAAGGGGGCCGGCGCGGGG
This is a messenger RNA of Amoebophrya sp. A120, 3558 nucleotides long. The record is from the annotation of a GenBank genome assembly. Lineage: Eukaryota; Dinophyceae; Syndiniales; Amoebophryaceae.